GCUUUCCAUUAUUAUACUCUUCAGUGCUUCCGUAGUAUGAAUUUCUUAUGAUAACAAGCCCACUGAUCAACUCAUCAUGAUGAAUAACCUUGUGAAUGCCAAGUUCCUGAUUGGCCACUGCCUUUCAUACACGGUGGUGUUCGGGGCUUCUAUUCUAAAAUUACCCCAAAUAUUGAAUAUUUACCGAAGACGAAGCGCUUCCGGGAUCUCAAUAACGUCAAAUUACAUAGAGUUGUUUGCGUACGUUGUUUCCACAAGUUGGGGCAUUGUCCAUAAAUUCCCAUUUCGAGAUUUUGGUGAAAAUGGGUUGAUUUUAGUCCAAUUGGUCGUUCUUAACAUAAUGGUGGCGAAUUUUCAGAAAAAGACGCGUAUCACAUCCGCUGUACUUGCAGUUUAUUUGAUUUUGUUUAGUCUACUGUCGAAAGGCUACGUCUCGCGUGGGGCUCACGAAUGCCUUCUAAGCAGUCUUAUCCUUUUAAAUGUCUGCAGUCGCGUCCCACAGAUUUUUCUGAAUUUCAAGAACAAGUCCACUGGGCAACUUUCUUUUCUGACUUUUUUUCUGGCGUUUGGAGGUGGAGUAGCGCGCAUGAUGACGACGAUGUUGAAUGUGCCGUGGGAGAAGGGGAAGUUUAUUAUUCUGAGCCAGUUCAGCAUGGCCGCACUGCUUAACUUUAUUGUUAUUUUUCAAAUUCUUUAUUAUGCACAGAAGAAGAGAGUAAAGCGUACGUAAAACAUGAUUGAUAUUCUAUCAUCUCAAAAAUGUAAGCUUACAUGCAAAAAGUAUAUAUCCAAAAAAUAGUAAGAAUAUAUAAAUGUCUAUAUUCCAUUAUUUGGCGCAUAUGCUUUUUUGUUGUUGUUGGUGGUAUGACCAAUGGUUUAGAACUAAAUCAGCUGUAAGUGGGAUAUAAUCCGGUAGCAUUAAUUUUAACGAAAACAAACAAAGAAACAAUACUAUACACAUGAUCAUUUCCGUAACCGAGGGAAAUACAUUCACACUAUUAGGAGUCCAUUGCUCUUGAAGAACAAAUCAGUCCAUUCAUCCCUUUAUCAAGUGCUCUUUUGAUUUUUUCAUAGGGCGAUUUAACUGCGUAGGGCUGUGGUGCCUUUGUUUAUUUUAUCCAAUCCAAAAUGAAAUGAAAUCCCCCCCCCCCUUCCACAGUUCUUCAUAAAGU
Messenger RNA from Phytomonas sp. Hart1, 1172 nucleotides. Lineage: Eukaryota; Euglenozoa; Kinetoplastea; Trypanosomatida; Trypanosomatidae. The record is from the annotation of a GenBank genome assembly.